Coregonus sp. 'balchen' is the source of this 14315-nucleotide messenger RNA. Lineage: Eukaryota; Metazoa; Chordata; Actinopteri; Salmoniformes; Salmonidae. The record is from the annotation of a GenBank genome assembly.
GUUUUGGCUUAACUGGGUUGGGAAAAAGAACAACGAGACUAAACGAAGAAACGAAGAUGGCGUCAGCUCCUGGUGGGUUUCGGUCACGGUCUUUUAUUUUCUAAUUUUGCACGAAUCCAUUAGCUAUUGUUGCAUAUCGAAAGAAAGUAAAUGUAUUUCUGCAUAGUUACAUCAAUUUUAUAAUCCAAUAUUCUAGUCUAAUGCGAACGUUUAAAUAUGUACAGUAGUCGGUAGCUAGCUACUAAGCUAGCUAGUAGUAGUAGCUAGCCAUCCAAAUUGACCCGUUUGGGGAAUUGACCAGUUUUCUAUAGUAGCUAGCUUAGCUAGAAUUUAGGGCAGUAGGCCCUAACUAGCCACGAUGCCGCGCCGAGGGGUGUAAAUUCACCACGCACGUAUAUCUGCUUUGUUAAUUCGUGCCUGUGUGUAUGCAUUUCCGUUGGUCAUGCGGCCUUGCUAAUCUAGCCACACAUCGUUGUUUCUUUGUCUGCAAAUUGAAACGUGUGGCUAGUUAAACCACAAAAAGUUAACUAACAUGAGCCAGCUAACGUUAACUACCGUAGUUAUGCACGCAAAGGCGGGGAUGUCCCCCACAACACAACGUCGGCAAACAACGGCCUCUAGUCGGACCUUACUUAAGAGUGAAUAGCAGGAAUGCUUUGUAUUUUUUCAAGGUCUGUUGAACUUGAAAUACUUUCCAUUGUGUGCCAUGGUUGGCAAUGCCAAAGGUUUACACAAUAUUAUUGUCGAGUGAACAUGAGCAGUUGCUUCUCAUGAGUCCAAAACUGAAUGUGAUACUAGGACUGUUUUUGAAAGUUAGGCCUAGACUAGUCAUUUAUUUUGUCAUUUUCUUUUAAAGAUUACAGUUCCUACAACCAGGCCAGUGCCCAGCAGGGGUAAGUCUUUCUACAUGUGUUUUGUGCUACCAGGACGAGUGUUUGUGUAAUUAGACACCAACAUCAGAGAUGAGUACUGAAUGAAUGCUCUUGUGUCUCUGCAGGUAUGGAUCCUAUGCUGCUCAGCCCUCACAGGCCUAUGGACAAUCUGCCCAGGUGAGUGUUAUUAGAAGUCCAUUUAUAAAUUACUCAAACUGGAAUAAUGGUCAGUGACCCACAUUAUGCCCUGAUCUCAUGACAUGUUUACAUACAGCUUGACCUAAAGCACAGGAAACUUUUAUUUAUUUUAAUUUAUUUCACCUUUUAUUUAACCAGGUAAGCCAGUUGAGAACAAGUUCUCAUUUACAACUGCGACCUUGCCAAGAUAAAGCAAAGCAGUGCGAUUUAAAAACAACAACACAGUUGCAUAUGGGGGUAAACAAAACAUAAAGUCAAAAAUACCACAGAAAAUAUAUAUACAGUGUGUGCAGAUGUAGCAAGUUAUGGAGGUAAGGCAAUAAAUAGGCCAUAGUGCAAAAUAAUUACAAUUAGUAUUAACACUGGAAUGAUAGAUGUGCAAAUAGAGAUACUGGGUUGCAAAAUAAAUAACAAUAUGGGGAUGAGGUAGUUGGGUGGGCUAAUUUCAGAAGGGCUGUGAACAGGUGCAGUGUAAGGUAAGGUGCUCUGACAACUGAUGCUUAAAGUUAGUGAGGGAGAUGAGUCUCCAGCUUCAGAGAUUUUUGCAGUUCUUGUCUGCUUUCACAAGGUACUUAUUCUUCUAUAGACUAAUAUCUUAUGGCCUUCUGUAUUUCAGCAGGGUUAUAGCCAGCAAGCAUAUGGGUCCUAUGCCCAACCAGCUGCAGCUGAGACCGGUUACCCUCAGGCAGCACCCUCUGCUGGCGGCUAUGCACAGCAGCAGUAUGGUUCCUCCUAUGGGCAACCAGCAUCAGGUCAGUUCAGAGGGACCAAAAUGUUUGGCCAACUGUAUUUUUUGGGGAAGGGAGUGAGAAUUCUCCAUCAAAUGCCUCUAACCAUUCACCAUGUGUAAUGUGAACAUUUUCUCCUCUAUUGCUAUCACGUUCCAGCUGGGAAUAAAACAGGUUUGACACAAUUCCUUUUUUUCAUGCAUCUCCAUCCAUUUCAUGACAUUUAGGCAAAGUCUUCAAUGGCUUGAUGGAUUGAUCCAUAUAAUAUACAGUAUUUAGAAUCCUAUGUAGUUAGUAGACUAGUUGAACCCGGGACAUGCUACAUUUCUUUCUCAUCCUGAAUCAUGAUUGUAACAGACAUGUUAGUGAUACAAGACGAUAGUCCCUUCAUAAUAUUAUUAAUCUAACAAUAUCUAACACUUAUUCUAAUACUUUUAAUCACACAAUGGUAUUCUUCUUUGCCAUAAUAUUCUUCAUCAGUUUUCCUCCAGAGUGGUAUAGAGUAAUCCAAAUAAGCAACCGAUUGCUUCGUUCAUUUGUGUAGUUCAGCCUCUGGUCUAAAAUCCCAACAGUGUGUACCUGGAAUUAUCCAUCUAAACCUUUUUUUUGGUUUUAGUUAAACCAUCUCCUCUUUUGUCCACAGCUGGGUACCCUGCUGCCCAGCCCAGUGCCCAUGGCUACUCCCAGCCCGCUGCGGGCUAUGGAGCCAGUGGAUAUGAAAGUGCUGCUGCUGCUGCUCCCGCUGCCUCUCAGCCAUCCUAUGCGUCCCAGCCAGGCUAUGCAGCCCAGUCUGCCUACGCUGGCUACAGCCAGCAGCCUGCCUCCACUGCACCUCAGAGGUAGGCUAACUAGUGGUACAUGAGGGGUACUAGUGUUACAUUAGGACAUGAGGGGUACACUACAAAGCAGGAUCAAGGAGUUAGCCAGCUAACUUGCCUAUUUGUAUAACUUUUUAUUUUGUAGAAAGGUAAGCUUGAAAUGGGCAUGGUCUAAUUUGAUUUAACAAACUAAAAUGCGUAUCUAAGUUGAGCUAUUUUUGAUAAUCAUAAAAUCAAUAGUUAUUUCUGGUUGCUUAUCAAAGUUAGCUGGCUAACUCAUUGAUUUGGCUUUGUAGUAUAUCCGUCUGGGUGUAAUGGAGGUAGUGAUGCAGUGAAUGUUACACAAUAUUUUGUUGAUAGUUUAUUUUCAGUAGUAGACAAGUUGCAGCUGUCAACCUAUAAGAACCAUCUACUGUGUAGAGAGAGUUGUGUAGCACUCUUUGACUCGUUCAAUCCCUGCCUGUCCCUAAUCACUUUAGUUACAGUGCCAGCAGCCAGCCCGCUGGCUACAGCCAGAGCAGCUACUCCCAGCCAGGUGGAUAUGCCGCGCCGCAGAGUGGGUACCAGGCCCAGCAGGGAGGCUAUGGGCAGCAGCAGAGUGGAUACCAGCAGCAGCCCCCACCGCAGCAACAGACUCCUGCUGCGGGCUAUCCCCCUCAGGCCUCGGGCUCCUAUGGGCAGCCUGCAGCCAGCCAGUAUGGACAACAGAGUGGACCUCAAAGUGGUUACAACCAGUCAAGCCAUUACAGUAAGAGCAGCAGUCUCCUGUUAUUUUAACACCUACACCAUCAUUGCAAUAUGCCUACCUACUAGUUAUAGUCAUGUGAUGUUCCCUCCUUUUCCCCUAACCUUGUUGUUAUGCUAUUCUGUAGAUAACUAUGGACAGGAGGGCAGAGGCAGCUCUGGCUAUUCUGGCUCUGAGCCUGCUGGGUUCCCAGGGUCAGGGGAGAGCCGUGGGCCUCCCAGGGAUGGCUAUGACAGGGGCGGCAUGAUGCACGGUGGCCGGGGCCGUGGGGGCAUGGGCCGUGGAGGCAUGGGGUAAGUGACUCUCCUUAUUGCUUAAUUUAACCUCCAUCCACUCUCACAAGUGCUGCGUCCAGGCUGAGCAGGGCUGAGUCUGAAGUUUCCCUAAAACAUAAGUGGGUCCCGAGUUAUAACCCUACAAAAGGAUAACAGACAUCUAACUUAUUAGUGGGGAAAGUCAAACUGUUGUUCACUUUCGUGUAAAAUUUAAAGAUCUAAUGCCUACCUAAAAGUUAAAUCAAGGGACCCUCCAUGAAUGGGUACUAACUCUCAGCCCUGCCAUAGUGGCCAAAGGUAAGAAGGGAAUAUGUUUUCAUGAAUCAAAGAGCUGGGACUGACGUGUGAACAGAGAGCUGGACUUCUAAACUAUUCAAUCAGAUAUCCUUUGUUGCUGUACCGCAGCAACACAGAUGUAUAUCAUCCAUAGCAUUGAUUAUGGUCCAUCUAUUCACAAGGCUUCACAGGGUCACUGCUGCAGGUUUCAAUCAUUAGGUGGGCUCACCUCACCUUUUUAAAUGAUUGCUUUGAGGUUAAUUACAUUUUUAAGAUGGUUUAAGAAGGUACCAUUUUCAUGGGUGUUUAAUCCGUCCUCUGGUUUUCCUUUUAAAAAGCUGACCCAGGAGGUACACUUUUGAGUAUGCACUAUGGAAGUUUAGUUAACUGAUAACCUCACAUUUUGGCUUGUGUUGACUAUUGUUUAUAUAAAGGUAUUAUUUCAGAUUCAUCAAUGACUUGCCUCAUGAAACCACAAAAUAAUCUUUAAGCUAGCAAACCUUUGCAAUAAAAGACAAGCUUUUUUCUCAUUGAUAUUGAGAGGUGUGCCCCUUUCUGUCCAAUUAGGUAAUUUGGCCAUUUAGGGGACCCUUUUUGGCUCACGACCCCCCCUGGGGCCGAACUUUUAAAAUAACUUGUUGUUUAAUAAGCAAGAUGCAUUGAUUGCUUAUACCAACACAAUUUUUUUUCAUAUUAAGUUGAGGUCGAUGCACGUUUGAGUUUUUUUCUGGAAACCCAAUGAAGUACAUUUCUUCAGGGCACAUCCAUGCAGAACUAAAGUUAUCCCCCUUAUAGGUUGUUGGUACCGUACUUGCCACCUGUAGCCUUUCAUGUUUGGUUAAAGCUUUCUGGGCAUUAUGAUAGGACCUCUAGAGUUUGAGUCAAGGUUGAUUCCAUUUGAGUAUCAGACAGCUCAAGGUAAUAUCCCUGUAACAAUAAAAAAAGGGUUGUUCACUAGGUCACACCAGACUCCUAUCAUGUUCAAUUGUGUUUUGCCCAUAGGCUUAUAUUACAUUAAUAGGUUAUUCAGUACAUGGCUGUGUGUUUGCCCUAAAAUGAUCAUCAAAGUAAAUAAUACUGCUCUGCCAACAGCACAAUAUUUCAUUAAUUACAUUUCUUAGCCUCAAUUAGAUAGUUAUUGAAUUAGUCCUGUUUUUAAAGUUGAAAGUAUAUCGCAACCCUAGCUCUCAGUUGACAUUGCUUAAAGUAGUCAAAUGUAGCAUUUGUCAUACAUAUGUAACUCAUGCAUGCAUUUACUUUCAUACAGGAUAGCAUUUUGGGCAAAAUGUUUUGGGACUGGUUUCCCAGACUCCGAUUAAGCCUAGUCUCCUGAAAAGAAUGCUGGGAAUGCUUUUUACUCUUUGGACUAGGCUUAAUCUGUGUCUGGAAAACCACCCCCUUAUGUGUGUGUUUUUGAAAUGUGGUUUGGAUUACAAAUGUUUUGUUUAAUCAAAUGAACAACUUUUUUUAACAUGCUUUGUCACAUUUACGCUACAGGUAACACAGUGAGAGCCAUGUAAACCCAGCUAUAUUCUAUUAAGUACCUGUACUCAAUAAAGCCAGCAUCUUAAACAACAAAGGGGUUAAACCACAGAGAUUCGGGUUCUGCCUUAAAUCCAAGAGAUGAGGAUUGUGGUGUCUAAAGCGUGCUGGGAAACUCUAAAAUUAUUAUUAUACUAUACAAAUGUAACUUAUUACUUUUACCUCUGAACAUUGUAACUUGGUCAAAUUAAAUUCUGUAUUUAUUAGAAUUGUGUAACUUCAAUUCGUCUUUGUAAAAUAAUGUACAUGGAUGGUGUUUUUUUGUUUGUUUCAAUUUCAAAGGUGACUAUCACCUGUUUGUAAUAUUUCAGAUCCACUGCAUUUGACAAUUUAAAAUCAUUUUUCUUUACUUUACUUGUAUAGCUGUUUGCUUCAACUGUAAAGUGGACAUAAUGCUCUAGAGCCUUCCACAUAUUUAAAUGUAAGUUCUCUCGUCAGCAUUGUAUUAUCUUCAGGCUAGACAUUUAGCCUUUUUGUCUACAUAUGGAAUGCAUCUGAAAUCAUUUUCCUUUGUAACAAAUACCUGGGAUUCUGUCCCAUAUUUCCCAAACGUAACUGAGAUUUAACACCCCUUGGAUAGCUCCAAACUAGCCAGUAUCUGCUAUCGAAUGCUGUCAUUAAGAAGCCAUUUAGUAAAGGAAUCAUGCCACGUAGUUGCUGUUAAUACCUUAAUUCCCAAUUAACUGGAUUGCAUAGACUGUAAAGGCAUGUUGGGGGUUGUUAAAUGAGCUAGUCAGAACUGUGUCCGUCAACCUCACCAAACGAGCCACGAGGCUCCAAACAUGGAAGUGGCUGUUAAAAGGGAAAUCGACUUCAUAUCUCCAUUUAUUCCCCCAUAGCGUCGCCGGAGACAGAGGUGGCUUCAAUAAGCCUGGUGGUAAGUUAACGAGUAUUACACUGGCUAGUCCACUCCAGACCUUUACCUAUUAGAGCAUGUACGCUCUGAGCAUUUACCUAAGCCCUUACAUUACAUUGGUGUGUGUAGCGUUUUUUGGGUAGCCAAAUAUGUGUAUAUAUACAUACAUACAUACAUGUGACUAUUAGGAUGGAUGGAAAUAGAGGGGGAUCCAGUUUAAAUGUCUGAGACAACUGUUUGGAAAGGGGUACUUUUAACUCAUUUUGGUUCAUCACUCACUGCUUAAGGUAACCUUGAAAAGCAAGGUACUCUUAUUUUACAAUGACAAGUUAAUGACAAAUAACUGCUGCUAAGAAACGUGUCUGGUUUUGAAAAAUGGUUUUGCAUUUACAAUUUCAUGGAGCCAAACCCCUGGUAUUUUUUGGAACUAUCUGUGGUGUCAUAAGAACUUUUCUUAUGGCACACAUUUUUAUAUACGAAAGGGUCAGGUUUUAUUUUACAAAAUUAUCAAUAUACACUCAGUUGCCAGUUUAUUAGCUACACCCAUCUAGUACUGGGUCGGACCCCCCUUUGCCUCCAGAAAUACCUGAAUUCUUCAGGGCAUGGAAACGUUGCUCAGUUGGUAUCAAGGGACCUAACGUGUGCCAGGAAAACAUUCCCCACACCAUUGACACCAGGCAGGAUGGGGCCAUGGACUCAUGCUGAUUACACCAAAUCCUGACUCUGCCAUCAGCAUGAUGCAACAGGAACUGGGUUUCGUCAGACCUGGCAAUGUUUUUCCACUCCUCAAUUGUCCAGUUUUGGGGAUGGCGUACCCACUGGAGAAGCUUCUUGUUUUUAGCUGAUGGGAGUGGAACCCUGGUGUGGUCGUCUGUUGCAAUAGCCCAACCGUGGCAAGGACCGACUAGUUGUGUGUUCUGAGAUGCCUUUCUGCACACCACUGUUGUAUUGCACCGUUAUUUGCGGCCCGCCUGUUAGCUUGCAUGAUUCUUGCCAUUCUCCUUCGACCUCAAAGAGCUGUUUUCGCCACAGGACUGCCGCCAACAAUGUUUUUUGUUUGUCACAUCAUUCUCGGUAAACCCUAGACAUUGUCGUGCGUGAAAAGCCCAGUAUGCCGGCCGUUUCUGCGAUACUGGAACCGGUGCACGUGGCACCUAUGAUGAUACCAGGCUCAAAGUCUCUUAGGUCACUCGUUUUGCCCAUUCUAACGUUCCAUCGAACAGUAACUGAAUGUUUCAAUGCCUGUCUGCUUGCUUUAUAUAGCAAGCUACGGCCAUGUGACUCACUGUCUGUAGGAGCAAACCAUUUUCGUGAACGGGGUGGACUCCUAAUAAACUGGUCACUGAGUGUAUCUUCCACUUAAGAGGGGAAACAUGGUUUACCACAAAGUACCAUUUUCAAUUUUCCAAAAUGUCUGACACCUGUGUUUUGGAGGAGUGUGUCUGGGUUAUCACUUCAAAUUCUCUUCAGCAGUGGACUUGAGUGGCACAAACUGACUUUUCUUUGCCUUUUUCUCUCCCUUGCCUAAUUGACAACAGGACCCAUGAACAAUGGGGCGGAGCGUGACAUGGGUAAGUAGACACUAACUGACCAUCACAGAACCUUUCAGCAUUUAUCUUACUGAUUUGGCAGUAUUGCAUCCACCUGAAAUCAUUUUGUUGCAUUGAUCUUGAAGUGGCUUCGCCUAAUGGAUUAUGCUAUGAAUCUGACAUGACAGUGUAAUGGCUGUGUUCAGGCUUGUUUUUAACAGUAGUUAUUUCUGUUCAGGGCGCCCUGAGGAGCAGGAUGACUCUGAGAACAGCACCAUCUACAUCACAGGACUCACGGAAAGCGCAACUCUGGAGGAGAUGGCGAUUUUCUUCAAACACCCUGGACCUAUAAGGGUGAGGAUAUGCUCUGAAACUAAAUAAUUUAAACCUGUAUUAGGUCUAAUGCAUUCCAGUGUUUCCACUGUAUUCAUCUAGCAGCGGUGCACCGCAACUGCUAAAUUCUUGCCACAAACAUUUGUUUUUAAAAUUCCAAAUUGUUUGCAUAGUCAACUUACACACACUUACCCCACCAGACAUGCCACCAGGGUUCUUUUCACAGUCCCCAGGUCCAGAACAAAUUCAAGGAAAUGUAUCGUAUUAUACAGAGCCAUGAGUGCAUGGAACUCCCUUCCAUCUUAUAUAGCGCUAGGAAACAGCAAACCUGGUUUCAAAAAACAAAUAGAGCAACACAUCACGGCACAACGCCUCUCCCCCAUACUUGUGUGUAUGUACUGACGUACUGUAUGUGUACAGUAUGCACACUACAUGUUCAUGUUUUUAAACAUAUGUGAAGUCUUUUGUCUGUAAUGUCAUUUUUUGUGUUCAGACCCCAGUAAGACUAGCUGUCGGCUAAUGGGGAUCCUAAUAAAUGAAAACCACACCCACAUUUUUUCAUUUAAAAAGUAAUAAUUUGGUAUGGAAAACCACUCUGGUGUAAACUACAAUGACGAAACCCAGACAAUGUAUGUAGAAAAGAUAAUACACUUGUUUAUAUACACACACACAACCAGUCAAAAGUUUGGACACCUACUCAAGGGUUUUUCUUUAUUUGUACUAUUUUCUACAUUGUAGAAUAAUAGUGAAGACAUCACACCUGAAAUAACACCUAUGGAAACAUGUAGUAACCAAAAAAGUGCUAAACAAAUCAAAAUAUAUUUGAGAUUCUUCAAAUAGCCACCCUUUACCUUGAUGACAGCUUUGCACACUCUUGGCAUUCUCAUUGUCCUGUUGAAAAAUAAAUUAUAGUCCCAAUAAGCCCAAACCAGAUGGGAUGGCGUAUCGCUGUGGUAGCCAUGCUGGUUGUGUGCCUUGAAUUCUAAAUAAAUCACAGACAGUGUCACCAGCAAAGCACCCCCACACCAUAACACCUCCGCAAUGCUUUACACAUGCGGAGAUCAUCCGUUCACCCACACUGCAUCUUACAAAGACACAGAGGUUGGAACCAAAAAUCUAAUUUGGACUCAUCAGACCAAAGGACAAAUGCCCACCGGUCUAAUGUCCAUUGCUUGUGUUUCUUGGCCCAUGCAGGUCUCUUUUUCUUAUUGGUGUGGUUUCUUUGCAGCAAUUUGACCAUGAAGGCCUGAUUCACGCAGUCCCCUCUGAACAGUUGAAGUUGAUGUGUCUGUGGCUUGAACUCUGAAGCAUUUAUUUGGGCUGCAAUUUCUGAGGCUGCUAACUAAUAAAUGUAUCCUCUGCAGUAGAGGUAACUCUGGGUCUUCCAUUCCUGUGGCUGUGAGAGCCAGUUUCAUCAUAGCGCUGGAUGGUUUUCGCGACUGCACUCUUAAUGUUCCGUAUUGACUGACCUUCAUGUCUUAAAGUAAUGGACUGUCGUUUCUCUUUGCUUAUUUGAACUGUUCUUGCCAUAAUAUGGACUUAGCCCUAUUUGGUAAUAUACCAUCUUCUGUAUACACAAUACAACUGAUUGGCUCAAACGCAUUAAGAAGGAAAGAAAUUCCACAAAUUAACUUUUUAAGGCACACCAGUUAAUUGAAAUGCAUUCCAGGUAACUACCUCAUGAAGCUGGUUGAGAGAAUUCCUAGAGUGUGCAGCGGGUGGCUAUUUGAAGAAUCUCAAAUAUAAAAUAUAUUUUGAUUUAAUAGUUUUUGGUUACUACAUUAUUCCAUAUGUGUUAUUUCAUAGUUUUGGUCUUCCCUGUUAUUCUACAAUGUAAAAAGAAAGAAAAACCCUUGAAUCUGUAGGUGUGUCCAAACGUUUGACAGGUAUUGUGUGUGUAUGUAUAUAUAUAUAUAUAUAUAUAUAUAUAUAUAUAUAUAUAUAUAUAUAUAUUGCUCAAAAAAAUAAAGGGAACACUUAAACAACACAAUGUAACUCCAAGUCAAUCACACUUCUGUGAAAUCAAACUGUCCACUUAGGAAGCAACACUGAUUGACAAUACAUUUCACAUGCUGUUGUGCAAAUGGAAUAGACAACAGGUGGAAAUUAUAGGCAAUUAGCAAGACACCCCCAAUAAAGGAGUGGUUCUGCAGGUGGUGACCACAGACCACUUCUCAGUUCCUAUGCUUCCUGGCUGAUGUUUUGGUCACUUUUGAAUGCUGGCGGUGCUUUCACUCUAGUGGUAGCAUGAGAUGGAGUCUACAACCCACACAAGUGGCUCAGGUAGUGCAGCUCAUCCAGGAUGGCACAUCAAUGCGAGCUGUGGCAAGGUUUGCUGUGUCUGUCAGCGUAGUGUCCAGAGCAUGGAGGCGCUACCAGGAGACAGGCCAGUACAUCAGGAGACGUGGAGGAGGCCGUAGGAGGGCAACAACCCAGCAGCAGGACCGCUACCUCCGCCUUUGUGCAAGGAGGAGCAGGAGGAGCACUGACAGAGCCCUGCAAAAUGACCUCCAGCAGGCCACAAAUGUGCAUGUGUCUGCUCAAACAGUCAGAAACAGACUCCAUGAGGGUGGUAUGAGGGCCUGACGUCCACAGGUGGGGGUUGUGCUUACAGCCCAACACCGUGCAGGAUGUUUGGCAUUUGCCAGAGAACACCAGGAUUGGCAAAUUCGCCACUGGCGCCCUGUACUCUUCACAGAUGAAACAGGUUCACACUGAGCACACGUGACAGAGUCUGGAGACGCCGUGGAGAACGUUCUGCUGCCUGCAACAUCCUCCAGCAUCGGUGGGUCAGUCAUGGUGUGGGGUGGCAUUUCUUUGGGGGGCCGCACAGCCCUCCAUGUGCUCGCCAGAGGUAGCCUGACUGCCAUUAGGUACCGAGAUGAGAUCCUCAGACCCCUUGUGAGACCAUAUGCUGGUGCGGUUGGCCCUGGGUUCCUCCUAAUGCAAGACAAUGCUAGACCUCAUGUGGCUGGAGUGUGUCAGCAGUUCCUGCAAGAGGAAGGCAUUGAUGCUAUGGACUGGCCCGCCCGUUCCCCAGACCUGAAUCCAAUUGAGCACAUCUGGGACAUGUCUCGCUCCAUCCACCAACGCCACGUUGCACCACAGACUGUCCAGGAGUUGUAGGGCUCAUCAGGAGCAUGCCCAGGCGUUGUAGGGAGGUCAUACAGACACGUGGAGGCCACACACACUACUGAGCCUCAUUUUGACUUGUUUUAAGGACAUUACAUCAAAGUUGGAUCAGCCUGUAGUGUGGUUUUCCACUUUAAUUUUGAGGGUGACUCCAAAUCCAGACCUCCAUGGGUUGAUACAUUUGAUUUCCAUUGAUAAUUGUGAUUUUUGUCAGCACAUUCAACUAUGUAAAGAAAAAAGUAUUUAAUAAGAUUAUUUCAUUCAUUCAUAUCUAGGAUGUGUUAUUUUAGUGUUCCCUUAAUUUUUUUGAGCAGUGUAUAUAUGUAUGAAUUCUUUUAUUAAUUAAAAAAAAUAAAAAUAGAAAUCAUCAAAAUAAAAGACAGCCAGGGAGAAGCAAAAAUUUCAGAAAAAAAUGAAUUUAGGAUUAUUUUGGGCAUGUCUGGAUUACUGACGCAAGGUACAUGCCCAGGGGCCCUGAUUUGGGGUCCCCAUUUGAUGUUAUAAUAUUUAAGCAAAAUGCGUAGAAUUGCAGGAAAUUAGCUUUCACACUACAAAAUUCUCUCAGCUCCAUGGAAAAAUGUAUAGAAUUGCAGGAAAUUGUCUGAGUAACAGCACACUUUUUUUCUCUGCUGCCAAUUCCGGACAGAUUCAACCCCUUUUGCGACCGUUUCCACCACGGCAUAAAUAAAUAGGGGAAACACUGCAUUCCUUUAGUCUUUCCCAAAUAAUGCUUUUAUUUAGGGCCAGUGCUAAUCUCUUGUAUUCUCAUUUAAUUGGAGGUUUGAACAGUUUUAGAAAUGCUAUCAAAAAUUGGCAACUGCAUAUAGCUGUCAACAGUGUGGUAGUUUGACCUUUGAGUGAUUUUUAAUUCCUGUUAUUGUUCAGAUGAACCGGAGGUUGGGCAAGCCUGCCAUCAACAUCUACACAGACAAUGAUUCCGGGAAGCCUAAGGGAGACGCCACUCUGUCCUACGAGGAGCCCCUCUGUGCCAAAGCUGCUGUGGAGUUCUUUGAUGGUUGGUGUCACUCGCCCUUUUAAACCUGCAUCAGCCUACUCUCUGAUGCUACCCUUGAACUGUCCAGAUUAAUGCAUAAAUGCACUUUAGAAUACAAGAAAUGACCAGUAACUCAUUUCUCUCUCCAUUUCUAUUUAUUCCUGUUUCCUUCUGUUCAUGAUCUCCACAGGGAAAGAGUACCAGGGCAAGAGGCUGAAGGUGUCCAUGGCUCGCCGUAAGCCCAUGAUGGGUGGGAUGAGAGGGGGCAUGCCCAUGAGGGGUGACAUGAUGGGCCGUGGAGGACCUGGAGGUAAAUGUACAACUGUUUCUUUGUGAGACUUACAUUUUCAAUUUUGAACAAGAAAGUAUAAGUUGUCCGACAUUGCCAUGACCAUGAAGUGAAAUAUUGAAACAACCGCUGGUGUGUGUGUUAUUAGGCAUGAUGGGCCGUGGAGGAGAGCGUGGAGGUUUUGUCCCACGAGGGGGACCACGUGGCAUGGGCAGAGGUGGGCCAGGGGGCCCAGGUGGCAACAUACAGCAGAGAGCUGGAGACUGGGAGUGCCCCAGCCAGUAAGUACCUCUCAAGAAAAAGGGUUUUCCCUUUCCCCUUUUAAAAAUUAACUUUCCCGUUUUUUUUGUGUGUAACACGUACUGACUGAAUGGUUGUCCUUCUCAGGGGCUGUGGCAACCAGAACUUUUCCUGGAGGAUGGAGUGUAACCAGUGCAAAGCUCCCAAACCAGAGGGCUUUGGGCCCCCUUCAGGUAUGGCUCUCACCGGCACAGCAGCACUAUUAUCAGGGCCUGGUUCAUAACUCUAGACAGGAAUCAUUAUAACAAAGUGUUAUUUGAGCAACAAGGGCUGAUUUACCUUCCCUAUUUCACAUAUUUUAAUGCUUGAAAUGUAAACAGCCAAAUCAAACAAACAGGUUUAUCACCUUGACUUCGGGGUCCAUGCUUAGCGGUUGUACUUGAUUAGUGUCAACUCUGGGGGAAACAUGAAAUCAUCCAUGUGCAGCAGUCGGCUUACUGUAAUGGAAAGCUUUGGCAUUGGAGGGGAAUGUUCUGUGUUCACUUGGAAUGCCACUUGUGUUUCCCUCCCUGUGAAGUACUCCAUGAUAUGAAGUUCAAAGUAGUCUUUGACGUUUGGACUUUCCUGGUACUAUCAUUACCAGCAGCCCAAAUUAUAUCACAGCGAUCUACACUGUAGCAUAUGAUGUAUGUCUACAAUAGUCUGUGGUGGCAAGCUUAACUGGGCCUUGUGUGGUUUUGUUCAGGUGGUGAGCGAGGCAGGGGUGGCAUGGGGAUGCGUGGGGGCAGAGGGAUGGACCGUGGCGGACCAGGAGGGCCCGGUGGUCCUGGAGGCUUCCGUGGAGGAUGGGGAGGUGAUCGUGGCGGUGGCUUCAGAGGGCGUGGUGGAAUGGACCGAGGGGGAUUCCGAGGGGGUAGCAGGGGAGGACCACCGAUGGACAGAGGAAGAGGAAUGGGGAGAGGAGGAAUGGGAGGGCCCCCAGGCAAGAUGGAUAUGAGGUAAGGGGAUAUGUUGGACUGCUUUCAUCAUACUCAAAUAUUAUUUGCUUACUUAAUGUAUGUUCGUUAGACACUAAAUUACUGUUUUUCCUCUCAUAGGGACCAUCGCCAGGAACGCAGAGACCGACCCUACUGAAAGAAAGCAAUUAAAAUGUUCGCUCUGAUGCAGGAUUUGAUUUUUUUAAAUGAAAUUUUUAAUUUAUGAUUCCAUAUUAUAAAUGGUUAUAGAACUGCUUUUGAAAUACUCUGGUGCAGUUUCAUUCAAGUCGUAGUUAAACGUUUUAUGUUUUUUAGUUUUGUUUACCCUUGGUUCAUUUAUUGACUUGUGCAAGUUUAUUUUUGCAUUUCUUAGAUGUACAGACUGAUUUUUGGACAGUGUAUUGUAAAACAUGACACGUUUCUUUUAAAAUUGUAAUUGCUUCUCCUUCCCACAGUUGUGUAAUGAUCAAUUUUGAAAAUAAAAUUUCCACUCCGAUUUGAUGCUAAGAGA